AUGAUACUGGAAACCCUGAAUCUGAUGCAUUCCAAUAUCACCAGCGUGGUGCCAGAAGUGAUGCCAACUGCCACCGUGCCCAUACUCCUCCUCAUGUGCUUUCUUUUCCUAAUCUGGAAUUAUGAAGAAACAUCAAUACCAGGGCCUGGUUUCUGUAUGGGAAUUGGUCCCCUCAUUUCACAUGGCAGAUUCCUUUGGAUGGGAAUGGGAAAUGCCUGCAACUAUUACAAUAAGAUGUAUGGAGAAUUUAUGAGAGUCUGGAUCAGUGGAGAGGAAACACUCAUUAUUAGCAAAUCCUCCAGUAUCUUCCAUGUAAUGAAACAUGGGCAAUAUAUCUGUAGAUUUGGAAGCAAGCUUGGGUUACAGUGCAUUGGCAUGCAUGAAAAUGGUAUUAUAUUUAAUAAUAACCCAGCACUCUGGAAAGAAAUUCGACCUUUUUUCACCAAAGCUUUGUCUGGUCCAGGUCUCGUGCGUAUGAUAGCAAUUUGUGUUGAAUCAACGAAAGACCAUCUGGACAGAUUGGAGGAUGUGACUGCUGGACUGGGAAACAUCAAUGUGCUGAAUUUUAUGAGACAGAUCACACUGGACACUUCUAACACACUCUUUCUAGGGAUCCCUUUGGAUGAAAAUGCCAUUGUGCUUAAAAUUCAGAACUACUUUGAUGCUUGGCAAGCACUUUUGCUGAAACCUGACAUCUUCUUUAAGAUUUCUUGGCUGUACAAGAAAUAUGAAAAGUCAGUGAAGGAUUUGAAAGAAGCAAUUGAAGUCUUAAUAGAACAGAAACGACAGAGACUUUCCACUGUUGAAAAAUUGGAAGAGCACAUGGACUUUGCAUCACAACUGAUUUUUGCACAGAGCCGUGGAGAUCUGACUGGUGAGAAUGUGAACCAGUGUGUGUUGGAGAUGAUGAUAGCUGCACCUGACACACUGUCUGUGACUCUCUUCUUCAUGCUAGUACUGAUUGCAGAGCACCCUAAAGUGGAAGAGGAUAUGAUGAAGGAAAUCCAAGCUGUUAUAGGUGACAGAGACGUACAGAGCAAUGACAUGUCGAACUUAAAGGUUGUGGAGAAUUUUAUUAAUGAGAGUAUGAGAUACCAGCCAGUUGUGGAUUUGGUCAUGCGCAAGGCUUUACAAGAUGAUGUAAUUGAUGGCUAUCCUGUGAAAAGGGGGACAAACAUCAUUCUGAACAUCGGACGUAUGCAUAAGCUUGAAUUCUUCCCAAAGCCUAAUGAGUUUUCUCUUGAAAAUUUUGAGAAGAAUGUGCCUUCUCGCUACUUUCAGCCAUUUGGAUUUGGCCCUCGUGGCUGUGUCGGAAAGUUUAUUGCCAUGGUAAUGAUGAAGGCAAUCCUGGUGACUCUUCUGAGACGGUAUAGAGUACAGACACCAAAAGGAAGAGGCCUUAAGAACAUCCAGAAAAGCAAUGACUUAUCCAUGCACCCGAAUGAAAGACAGCCCUUCUUGGAGAUGUUUUUCAUCCCAAGAAGAAAUGUAGACAAGUGUCAGGAUGACUAACAACAGAUCGCUAGUUGUCUCAGAGCUAAGAUUUCUGCUGUUCUAGUCACAUUCUGAGAAAUAUCCACCCCUCCUAGGUGCUGUCACGCAUACUCUGAACUAAACAUUUUGUUGCUCUUAGAGCAGCUAUGCAUUAAGUGAUCACUUGUUCUGCUGCAAAGCAGGACCACAUUCUGGUCACUAUUCAAAACUGAUAAAUAAGUUCUAAGUAUAUAGACAAGUGCUGUUUUCAGUUGAUGAGAUGUUGCAUACAGAAACUGUUACUUUUUUUAAAACAUCCAAUUCAAACAGAAUUCUGUUCUGCUUCUCACACUAUGCAAGUCCUGAGUGCUCUAUGCCUGCAGACUUGCAUGAUAUGGUUGGGGUUUGUUUGGGGCGGCGGGAUUGUUUUGUUUUGGCAGAGCUGGGCCCCACAAGAAGCAUCAUCAGCUGUUGUUAUAACAGCUCUAAUUAUCCGUCAUCCAAAAACAUUUUAGUGAACGCUACUAAUGUUCAUGUAAAGUAUGAGAAACAUUGGGAAAUGUAUGAACUGUAGCUAUCUAUCUAUAUACAUCUAUAGCAAUUACUAA
Messenger RNA from Malaclemys terrapin pileata, 2081 nucleotides. RefSeq names its product aromatase. Gene Ontology annotation, molecular function: iron ion binding; heme binding; monooxygenase activity. Lineage: Eukaryota; Metazoa; Chordata; Testudines; Emydidae. The record is from RefSeq and is a predicted model, not a curated record. The coding region runs from base 1 to 1512 and encodes 503 amino acids. The transcript has 9 exons.